Prorocentrum cordatum is the source of this 2011-nucleotide messenger RNA. The record is from the annotation of a GenBank genome assembly. NCBI's taxonomy places the organism in Eukaryota, Dinophyceae, Prorocentrales, Prorocentraceae.
GCCGCUCUACCUUGAAUUCAUCGAAUCUGGCAUCUCGCGGGGCGUUUUCACCUUGGGCAAAGAACGGGUUGAGGACGUCGCCGCAUUCUUCGUGGCUAAGAAGGACGAGCGGAUCAGGGUGCCGAAGGACACGCCCCUCUACUUUGCUGGGGUUGACGUCCAGAGCGCGUUCUACCAGCAUAAGUUGCCAGCGUACCUGCGGUCGUACUUCUGCUUGCCGAAGGUCGCCGCGGGCGAGCUUGGCGUCGGCGGGCUCGACGGGCGGCGUGCCCCGCCCUGGGCCUGCCUCUACCCGCGACUUGCCGUCGUUCCCAUGGGGUGGAGCUGUGCACUUUGCUUCGCGCAGAAGGCCCGCAAGCGGACGUUGGGCCAGUCCGACGCCCUGAGGCCUGAGCUCUGGGCGGUCGACUUCGUGCCGACCCCGUGCCCGCUCAAGGAGCCCGUCCACUCCCUGUGCGUGGGCAACGUCCUCGUGGUCGGCACUGACUGCGCGGCCGUGACCGAGGUCAGGCGCGAGGCCUACCAGGCCCUAGAGGGCGCGGGCCUGGCCGUCCAUGAGGAGACCGACGCGGCCGAGGGCAUGAUGACGCUUGGCGGGCAGCUCGAGGGGUGCCCCGCCCGCGCCACCUUGGCGCCGCGGCGUUUCCGGAAGCUCUACAUGGGGCUCGGGUGCCUGGUGCAGCGCCGGCCCCGCUUCACCGGCCGAGACAUCGAGCACGUCAUCGGCCGCUGCGCCUUCGCCGCGCUGUGCAGGCGCGAGAGCUUGAGCUGCUUCAGCGCUGUGUACUCUUUUGUUCAGCAGAGGUGCCAGCGUGCCAGGCCCCUGUGGGCGUCCGCGCGGCACGAGCUCAGGAUCUUCCGAGGGCUGCUGAUCGCGCUCAGCUCGGACCUCGACGCCGAGUGGUCCACGAAGGUCGUCCUGACUGACGCCUGCGAGACGGGCCGCGCCUCUGUCGUGGGCGAGUGGGAGUUGUCGGAGGUGCAGCGUGCAGGUCGGCGGCGCGAGCGGUGGCGCUUCCGCCGCGCACGUGAGGGCGACGGGGGCUGGGGGCCGCGCGACCGCGCGGCACGAGCGGCAGAGGCCGCCAAGCUCGAUGCACACCCGUCUGUUCUGUUGCAAGGAGGUCUCGCCAACAAAAGAUUCCCUGAGGUGUCGACGCGCGCCAUCCGCCGCACCACCUGGACGACCACGCACUAUUCGCCGCUCUUCGGGACGGAGCCUAUGCAUCGUAAGGAAGCGAGAGGUGAUUUACACGCUGUGAAGCUGAUCCUGUCGGACGCGGACUCCUGGGGGAAGAGUUCAAUGCGGCGGACCGUGACAGUCGCGCCCGCGAGGGUACUGGCGGCCGCGCUGCACCUGGGGCCAGCUGGCGCGCUACCGCAGCGCGUGGUCGUCUGCUCCGGCACCGCCGCGGCUCGGCGCUGGGCCCCGAGGGCGACAGUCGGGCCGGCGCCAGCUGGUCCGCGGCCCUCGAGGGUCCGCGAGGGCUCUGCCGCCCCGCAGCCAGCCCGCCCCCCGCGGGCCCGUGGCCCAGCGGCGCCCCUGGCGACCAGGCGGCUGAAGCGCAGCGAGCCAGGGGGCCCCCUGGCGGCGCCGGCCCCCCUGCGGCGCCUGGCGCCGCGAACGCUGGCACGCUGUGGCUCGGGCCCCCUGGGCUCGCCGCGCCGCUCCUGGGCUGGGCGCAUCCUGCAGUCGGUGGUGCUGGCGUCCCCGUGCGACAUCCCCGCGAGGGAGCUGCCUCGCUCGGUGCGGCGCCGCCUGGACGCUGGGGAGCAGGCUCGGGGCGCGACCCGCCAGCUCUCCAUCACCGAAGCGGCGGCGGUCGGACGGCGGAGCCGCAUGCAGUGCACGCGGCUGCUCGAGCUGUUCCUCCGCCGCAGCCGCUUGAAGUCCCUGGCGGGGCCUGCUGCCGACGCGGACGCGGCCCUUGUCAAGUUCUUCGACGACCUGUACCUCGAGGGGAAGAUCGCGUCCACGGGCGAGAAGGUGCUCGCCGCCAUCUUCAUGCAU